CCACCGAGGCUGUCCUGGGGAGGAAAGCGGGAAGAUGCGCCUUCGCUCGGAACACGGUAGUGGCUGCUUCCGCCGCAGGUCGCUUCCCUGGGAAGUCCGCACGUGCUGAGGCGCCGGCUUGGUUUUGGCAAAGGGCGGGUGGUCGGCGGCGCGAGCCAUGGUCCGCCGGGACGCGGGAGGCAUCCCCAUUGGAUGAGCCCCGCUCACAUGCUCAGCCCCUCUGCCGGCGCCCCUUGUGCACGGGCUGCUGUCCUGAGAUGCGGCGCGCUUUGCGGGCGCCGCCCGUCUCGGGUUGCUGAGCCUGGCAGCCCUUUGGAGCCAGCCCUUUGAGGGAUGGAGCAGCCUCGGCCCUGCCAAGAAACUCUGGACAGCCUGAAUGUGUUCCACACCAAUGACUCGUAUCAUUCUCGUAACUGCAGUGAAGAAGUGGCGACCUACCAAGAUGCCACCCCUCUCUCCUGGAAGGUAGUGCUGACCAUCGUCCUGGCCUUCAUCACUUUGGCCACCAUGCUGUCCAACGCUUUUGUCAUCGCCACAGUCUACCAGACUCGAAAGCUCCACACACCAGCCAACUAUCUCAUAGCGUCUUUGGCCGUCACUGACCUCCUGGUGUCCAUCCUUGUCAUGCCCAUCAGCACCAUGUACACUGUGACUGGAAAAUGGACCUUGGGCCAGAUAGUCUGUGAUAUGUGGCUCUCUUCCGAUAUCACUUGUUGCACUGCUUCCAUUCUCCACUUGUGUGUGAUUGCCCUGGACAGAUACUGGGCCAUCACUGAUGCGGUUGAAUACUCGACCAAAAGGACUCCUAAGAGGGCAGCUGGCAUGAUUGCUUUGGUGUGGGUCUUCUCCAUCUCCAUUUCGAUGCCCCCCUUAUUCUGGCGCCAGUCAAAAGCUGAAGAGGUGGCAGACUGUGUGGUGAACACAGAUCACAUCUUGUACACAGUCUAUUCCACAGUGGGAGCCUUCUACUUCCCCACCUUGUUACUGAUCAUCCUGUAUGGGAGGAUCUACGUGGAAGCCAGAUCUCGAAUUUUGAAACAGACACCAAAGAACACGGGCAAAAGGUUAACCCGAGCUCACUUAAUAACUGAUUCUCCCGGGUCAACUUCAUCAGUCACUUCCAUAAACUGCAAAGCCUCAGAGGCUUCUAGCGAAACAGGAUCUCCCGUAUAUUUGAAUCAAGUCAAAGUGAAGGUGUCAGAUGCCCUGCUGGAAAAAAAGAAACUGACAGCUGCCAGAGAACGGAAAGCUACCAAGACACUGGGGAUUAUUUUAGGAGCCUUCAUUGUGUGCUGGCUGCCCUUCUUCAUCAUCUCCUUGGUGUUGCCUAUUUGUAAAGAUGCUUGCUGGUUUCACAUGGCCAUCUUUGACUUUUUCACCUGGUUGGGAUACCUUAACUCUUUGAUCAACCCCAUCAUCUACACCAUGUCCAAUGAAGACUUCAAACAGGCAUUCCAUAAAUUGGUACGGUUUCGAUGCACAAGCUGACUUUUUGAAUGCAGUUAAGUAUAAUUCUCCAGGGCAGGAGGCUUGACUGCAUUCUGUGCAUCUGGUUCUGCAGAAACACCAUGGAGUCUGUUCUCCAAAUCUGUCAUUGUACUGUUGUGUUGAUGAGAAAAUGCAUUCCUGUGCACUGGCAAAAAUGACUCUUGAUAUUAGG
Molecule: messenger RNA, 1660 nt
Organism: Sphaerodactylus townsendi
Lineage: Eukaryota; Metazoa; Chordata; Lepidosauria; Squamata; Sphaerodactylidae
Gene: HTR1B
Product: 5-hydroxytryptamine receptor 1B
Exons: 2
Coding region: 334-1488 (384 amino acids)
Biological process (GO): bone remodeling; adenylate cyclase-activating adrenergic receptor signaling pathway; vasoconstriction
Cellular component (GO): plasma membrane
Molecular function (GO): G protein-coupled serotonin receptor activity
Source: RefSeq, a predicted model, not a curated record